AUGGACGAUUCAACAAGUUUAAGUAGUUUAAAUUCCGCUGACUUUAUUUUUAUUGGCAAAGAACAACCCCGUUUGAAAGUAGCUGCUGGUGGUGGUAGUACUGAUUUAGAAAAUAAUAUGGCUGAAAUACUUAAUGAAUCAUCUGAACAAACAACCCCAAAUGAUAGUACAAUUAUUCCAGAAUCUAAUCCUAUUCCUCAAUCCGAUGAAAAUUUACUUCAAACAUCAAUUAAAGAUGAUAUUAGUAUAACUAAACAACAACAACAACGACCAGAUUUAACAAAUAAUGUACUUUUCCAUGGUGUAACUUAUUUAGGAUCAGCUAGUAUAAAUGCACCUCGUUCUGAAGAAGAACUUAAUCGAAACAUGGCAAUAUUAAAUGAACAAAGUAAAUUGCCAAUUGAAGUUACAUUAUGUGUUCCUGAUAAUGCUAAUGGUGUAGUUCGAUUACUUGAUCCUCAAACUGAACUUGAAAUAAUAUCAUAUCGUAUAUCCCAAAUACUUUUUUGUGCACGUGGUCCAUCGAAUACACCGUUAGCAUGUUGUUGGGCAUUUACAACUUCACGUAUGUCAACAACAACAAAUAGUUCUAUUCAACAGAAUGAAAAUGGAAAAGUUCAACAAGAACUUCUUUAUCAAUGUCAAGUUUUUCGUUGUGAUAUACAAGAUGCAAUUUAUAAAAUUUUGCUCAGUUUUGCUAAUGCAUUUCGACGUUCAAGUUCGUCAUCAAAUAAUUCAACAUCUUCAUCAGGAAAUCAAUCAUCAGUAUCAAUUUCUCGUCGUACAACAUCAUUAAUUGGUCAAGCAAUACAAGCAACUGUAGCACAAUUACAACAACCAUCAUCAAAUUCUAAUCAAUCAUCAAAUAAUCAACAACAAUUACCCCAACGACCAUCUGAUGGUACAAUUAAAUUUCGAUGUUAUUCUGAUAUUAAAGAAGAAGCUAUUGAUAAUAAAGGAAAUAUUAAUUUUACUUCUGUACCACGAGUGGAGAAAAAUGUAUUUCGCUUACGAACAGAUGUUCGUAAAAAUGUAACUGUUGCUUUACAACAAAUUCGUGGUUUUCCACUUAAUAUUGAAAGAUGCUUUGGUAUGCUUCUUGCCCAAGGAAGAAAUGUUCGUGCAAGUGAUAUGCAACUACUUGAUUUGGAUUCAAUGGGGAAAUCAGAAGAUAAUCGAUAUUAUAUGGUUCGAGCAAAUUGGGAUCCAUCAGCACGUGGAUUUAAAGAAUUAACACAUCUUAAUGAGGAAACACCAAAAGGAGCCCGUGUAUUUUUAACAAUUGCUCUUGACCUUGUAAUCAGUGGUAUACAAGAGCCAGUUCGAUUUUUAAUCGAAGCAAAAGCUCGUGUUUGUGUCUCAAAUAGUAAAGGUGACAUACUUUCCCAAGAUAUAAGUGAUACAAUAUGGUCGUCAUUUAAAAAAUUAUCACCAUUUACUGAAGAAUUUGAUAUGAUUCUUAAAGAAGUUACACCAAAAAGUCCCUCGUCAUCACAUCAAGAUGAUACAUACGAAGUUACACUUUUAGAAAGUAAAUCGGAAUCGGAAAGACGUGCAAAAUUACGUCAAACAGCAGCUGCUGCUGAAGAAGAUGAUGAUGAACCAAUGGUAAGUGGUUUUGGUCAUGUAAGUAAAGAAUGUGAUGAAGAAGUUCUUGGAAAUUGGAGUGAUAUAUUAACAAAAUGGAGAAAAAAUUAUAGCGAACGACCACGUGGUUUACAAUCAUUAGUACGAAAAGGUAUACCGGAAGCAUUACGUGGUGAAGUAUGGCAAUUAUUAGCAGGAAGUGUUGGUGAUGAAAAUGAAAUGAUUAAUACAUAUCGUUUAUUACUUACAAAAGAAUCAUCGAGUGAACGUGUAAUUCUCAAUGAUUUAAAUCGAACAUUUCCUGCUCAUGAAUAUUUUAAAGAUGCAGGUGGAAUAGGACAGGAAGCAUUAUAUAAAUUAAGUCGAGCAUAUUCGGUACGUGAUGAAGAAGUUGGAUAUUGUCAAGGUUUAUCGUUUGUUAUUGCAACUUUACUUAUUCAUAUGCCAGAAGAACAAGCAUUCAUGUUAUUAUGUAAAUUAAUGGAAGAUCCAAGAUAUAUUUUACGUGAAAUGUAUAAAGCUAAUUUUGAAAAUUUACAAGUUCGAUUUCAUCAAUUAACAUGUCUUAUACAAGAUAAUUUACCUGAUCUUUAUGCACAUUUUGAUGAUCUUAAAGUUGAAUGUCAUAUGUAUGCUUCACAAUGGUUUUUAACAUUAUUUACGGCAAAAUUUCCAUUGUAUUUAGUCUUCCGUAUUAUGGAUAUUUUUCUUUAUGAAGGUUUCAAUGCACUCUUCGGUGUUGGUCUAGCUUUACUUAAGAGUUGUCAAAAAGAUUUAUUAUCACUUGAUUUUGAAGGUAUUAUGAGAUUUUUUCGUGUUAAUUUACCGAAAAAAUAUCGAAGUGAAGAUCAUGCUGAUGAACUUAUUCAAACAGCUUGUUCAAUGAAGAUUAAUGUUAAAAAAUUAAAACGUUAUGAAAAAGAUUUUUUUACACGUCGAGCUGAAGAAGAACAAGGAGAAUUACCAUUGCAACGUCUUGAACUUGAUAAUAAACGUUUAACUGAAACAUGUAUGCGUUCAGAAUUAGAAAAUGAAAUGCUUGCACUUGAAUUAGUCAAUGAUCGUGUUAAACUUAAAAGUAGUCUUGAUGAGGCUGAAGAUCGUAUUGAAACUUUAACACGAGAAUUACAAGCUACUCGAUCGAUUGUAAGAGAAAGUGAACAACACACAAUUCGUUUAGAUGAAGAAUUAGAAAAUAUUCGAGAAGCGUUUCGACGUACAUGUGAUGAACUUCAACAAACACAAAAAAUUGUAACAGAUUAUAAAAAUAUUUGUUCACAAUUAAAUAAUCAAUUAGAUAAACAAAAAGAAAAAUAUCAAAAUAAAAUUCAAUCGAUUCAAAAUCGUUGCUGUGAUUCUUGUAAAACGUCGAUAAAUGGAACUAUAUCUCCAGCAUCAAGUACAGCAUCUACACCUGAACGAGAAACAAUUAAUGAUGAUAAUGACAAUGAUUUACCUCCAAUAUCAUCCAUUCCAUCGUCUGUUGCUGAUCGUUUACGUCAAGUUGAAAUUGAAUUAGCCGAAAAAAAAUUAGCUCUUACACAAGCAUUAUGUGAAAAUCAAGAACUUGCUCAUCAACUUCGACAUUCAACAUCAGUUACAAGUGAUUCGGACACACAAUCUGUGAAUAGUAUGCGUUCAAUUAAUAAUAAUAAUAAUAAUAAUUCCACUGUUAGUUGGUUAUCCAAAACAGUUAAUACUAUAAAAGAAGCAGCUAGUUCAACAAAUCGAACAAAAGUUAAUUAA
Messenger RNA from Adineta steineri, 3333 nucleotides. The record is from the annotation of a GenBank genome assembly. Lineage: Eukaryota; Metazoa; Rotifera; Eurotatoria; Adinetida; Adinetidae.